Messenger RNA from Xenopus laevis (African clawed frog), 3726 nucleotides. RefSeq names its product serine/threonine-protein kinase 32C (gene stk32c.L). The coding region runs from base 459 to 1760 and encodes 433 amino acids. NCBI's taxonomy places the organism in Eukaryota, Metazoa, Chordata, Amphibia, Anura, Pipidae. The record is from RefSeq and is a predicted model, not a curated record. The transcript is spliced from 12 exons.
AUCAGUUGUUCAUGUUAAUAAUAUAUUUUUAAGUUGUUUCCUUAUUUAGAAAACAAACGCUCAGACUGAGCAGCGAACGCUCUCUCCCAUACAGGCUGCAAUUGUUCGUCGCGCCAGCAGGUGGCGUAAAUACGCCUCGUUCAGCAUUCAGCCAUCAGAAUUAAACGCCGUAGCUGGAAGCGCAUCCAGUGUUGUAGCUUAGCCCCGCUCCAGACAGCAAGCGCCGGGCACCACAUGCAGCAGCCACAGCCUCCCAGCGCACCCUGCCCACCUCUGCCCUGCUGCUGAGCGGACUCAGGUACCAGGAUGAAGGAGGCGCGGAUGUGAGCGAUUACGAGCGAUCGUCCGUAAAGAAGAGCGAAUCUGCCUCCUCUCUGCAGGGUGUGGGCUAAAGGCACUGGCGGUUCUCCUCCUCGGGUUGCCACGGGAUAGGGAAUGCUAGCUCGACCUCUGCCCAAAUGUUUCACUGGAAUAAGUGGAGGAAAAGGAUGGGAGCCAACACUUCAUCCAAGAGACCGGUUUUCGAUGAAAAGGAGGAUGUGAACCUGGAUCACUUUCAGAUUCUACGAGCGAUUGGCAAAGGCAGCUUUGGCAAGGUUUGCAUUGUACAGAAGAAGGACACAGAAACAAUGUACGCUAUGAAGUAUAUGAACAAACAGCAGUGCAUUGAGCGGGAUGAAGUACGAAAUGUCUUUAGAGAGUUGGAGAUCUUACAAGAAAUAGAACAUGUCUUCUUAGUAAAUCUUUGGUAUUCAUUCCAAGAUGAAGAAGACAUGUUUAUGGUGGUCGACCUGCUCCUGGGAGGGGAUCUGCGAUACCAUCUACAGCAAAACGUCCAGUUUACAGAAGAGACUGUUAAGAUGUAUAUCUGUGAAAUGGCUUUAGCUUUAGAUUAUCUAAGGAGUCAACAUAUAAUCCAUAGGGACGUGAAACCAGACAACAUUCUUCUUGAUGAGCAAGGCCAUACUCAUCUGACAGAUUUUAACGUGGCGACAAUUAUCAAAGACGGUGAAAGAGCCACAGCCUUAGCUGGGACCAAACCUUAUAUGGCCCCUGAAAUAUUCCAGUCAUUUGUCAACGGCGGAACGGGAUACUCGUUUGAAGUUGACUGGUGGUCUUUAGGAAUAAUGGCAUUCGAAAUGCUCCGAGGAUGGAGACCCUAUGAUAUCCAUUCCAGUAGCCCCGUUGAGACAUUAGUCCAGCUAUUUAGCACAGUUACUGUCCAGUAUUCCUCUGUCUGGUCAAAAGAUAUGAUUGGUUUAUUACGGAAGUUAUUGACGGUCAACCCUGAAAAUCGUUGUUCUUGUCUUCUGGAUAUUCAGAAUUCAAACUUUCUUGCGGACACAGUUUGGGAAGACAUACUUGAAAAAAGAGUGGAGCCAGGUUUUGUUCCCAAUAAAGGCCGGUUACAUUGUGAUCCCACAUUUGAGCUUGAAGAAAUGAUAUUGGAGUCCAGGCCACUGCAUAAAAAGAAGAAAAGACUUGCCAAGAACAAGUCCAGGGAUAACAGUAAAGACAGCUCACAGUCAGAUGACUACCUGCAAGAAUGCCUGGAUGCAUUACAACAGGAAUUUGUCAUUUUUAAUCGUGAAAAACUGAAGAAGAUCCCCAGUGUUCGGACUCCCUCGGUAUCAGGCCUGGAGUCCACUGACGAGGCAGAAGCAGAGGUUGAAACUGAAAGGGAAGGGGAUGCUGAACCAGAAAACGCCACUCUCAACAUGUGUGGGUCAGUUUGCUCAUCCACUGCCAGCAGCAACUAGAAGCUCUUUCUUUGGAAAGACUCAGCUUAAGAACUCAUGAAUGUGCUGCUCUCUAUACAUAAGCAUGGUGCCAGGUAUCUUCUUACUCUAUCGAUAAAAAACUGCUUUUUUUUCUGGAUUUUUAUCUUCAGUUUCUAUGGCAAUCUGGAGCCACAUUGAUGAACAGCAACUGAUGUCUUUAAAGAACUUCUUUACUUUCCUUCAGAAGGGUGCAACUUUGCUCCACUUAUUAAGACAGCGCCAUUUUCUACUUAUACAUUUAACUGGCCCAUUUAUUUUACAUGGCUGGUUAUUUACCUGACCGAUGAGACUAGAAAUAAAACUGUUCUAAGAUCUAGUGGGAUGGUAUCAUCCUUCUGACAUUCUCAGACCUCCUCAGCCACAGCCAAUUGCCAAAAUGAUAUUAUCUAGCCCAAGAGUAUUUAUAAGGGCAUUUUUGAUACUGCAGUAUAGUACAACUGAUGUAGGUUGUUGCCAUUCCAUUGCAGGAAGAUAGGGGUCCAUGGCUUGGAAAUAAAUUUUAUUUGAGAGUGCGAUGUUGCAGAUAUUGGUCAAUAGAGCAGAUAAUUAUUUUAAAAAUGUCUUGAUUCUGUCUUCUGAAAAAAAAACAACUGCUUCCUUAUGCAGAGGGUAAAAAAGAAUCAGCUGGACAGCCCAAUUAAUCCUUAUGACAGCCCUGGUUGUUGUAGGUGAGUAUAUAGAGAUGAAACUCUACCUUAGGUUGCCUUAGUAAUAUUUUGCCCUGCAAUGGGAAGGAAACCCAGUUUCACUCCAAAUGCUUUCAUUUUCAUGGAAUACCCUGUUACUAAAACUCACCCACUGGAUUUGAAAUCGCAGCCAGGCAGUUGCUGAUCAGAUCCCAACUAAUUCCUGGUUUUACCCUCAUUUGUGUCCACUGACAUAGUGCAGAAUGGGUAUAAGGCAUCCCACGGAAAUGGAAAUAUUCGGAGCAAAACUGGGUUUCUAUCCUAGGUUACUUGGAGCUUCAUGUGACAUACGAAGGAGAGCGUCUCCUCAACUUUAAUGUAGUUCCACAUCCUUGUUUUCAGGGUCUUUCGUAAAAUCGAAACUUCAGAAGCAAAACUAGGUUUUCUUCUGCUUUACAAACAUGGUUCUGAAAGAUCAGAUAAUUACCCACAGCGUGGAUAAUCUUGCAUUAAUAUAAACAGUUAAACCAGGUGUCACCCCAACCAGCCUUCUACUGAAAUGAUAUCCACUAGCAGACACAGCUCCUUUAUGCUUCAGUAAGAACAAAGAUGACACAGAGGUAGCAUGGAGCAAUAUCAUUUUAGAAGCUGCUUUUAUAGAAACGGGUAUUUUUGUAAUACUGACAAAAGUAAAACCUAUUUUAAUGAGAAACCACCAGGGUGUGACACUCUUUUUCUGCUGUAAAUCAUUUUAUGGAACAAACUCAAAAGGAGAGCAAAUAAACUUCAUGUAGGGUUUUGAACCUUCUCUUUCCAUCAAAAAAGUAUGAAACUUUUUUUAUUUUAAUUAGUCAAAUCUUUGAACUUUGAUGGAAGUUACAAACGAUCGUGGGAUAAAAAGCUGUCUUGUUUGACCCAAUCCUGAUCCUCGAUUAAUAAUAAAUUAGCCCCCAAGAGAGACUGAGAAGUACAUCACUCCAUAUUGUGGGUAUAUAUAGAUUUAAGGGCAGAUUUAUUAUAGAUCACUUUGUAUUUAACUCAAAUUUGAUUUUUAAGGGUAUUUUUCAGUCAAAACUCAAAUUUUUAGGUUAAAACAACUCCAUUUUUUCAGGGUUAAAAAAAACCUUGAAUUAUUUGGGUUUGUGAGGUAAACCUCCAAUUUUUUGAGAUGUAUUAUACCCUGAAGCUGGAAAUUGCUUAAAUUUGAAAGUACUCCAGUAAAAACCUUUCAAAGUCAUGCACAGUAAUGGGGUUAUUUAUCAAAGUCCGAAUUUAUCUCAACAUGUUCUGCCAAAAACUCCAAUUACAUCCGUACAGGU